CUGCGCUGCGGAGAAAGUGAAGUUCGCGCCCGGCGUCCGCGCGCCGAGGCUGGGAGGUCGCGAGGCCCCGGCGACCCCUGAGGGCCGUGGCCUGGGAGGAAGAUGGCAGAUGACCAGGACCACAUGGAGAAACAGGCAGCCGGGGAUUCUGUGAGUCCAGAUGCAGUUGAUGCAAAGCCAGACCGGUCCUCAUUUGUAGCAAAACUGUUAAGUAAGAAGAAGAAAAGUGGCUCUUCACGAUCAUUCAGGCCCCCCCGGGACCGAGUACCUACAUUCCAAUAUGAUAUGAACUUCGAGAAGGUGGGGAAAUGUAUCAUAAUAAACAAUAAGAACUUCGACAAAGUGACAGGUAUGGGUGUCCGAAAUGGAACAGACAAAGACGCUGAGGCCCUUUUCAAGUGCUUCCAAAGCCUGGGGUUUGAAGUGGUGGUCUAUAAUGACUGCUCUUGCUCCAAGAUGCAAGAACUGCUUAAGCAAGCUUCUGAGGAGGACCACAGCAAUUCAGCCUGCUUUGCCUGCAUCUUAUUGAGCCAUGGAGAAGAAAAUUUAAUUUAUGGAAAAGAUGGUGUGACACCAAUAAAGGACUUAACAGCCCAUUUUAGGGGAGAUCGGUGCAAAACCCUUUUAGAGAAACCCAAACUCUUCUUCAUUCAGGCUUGCCGAGGAACAGAGCUCGAUGAUGGGAUCCAGGCUGACUCAGGACCUAUCAAUGACACGGAUGCGGAUGCUAAUCCCCGCUAUAAGAUCCCAGUUGAAGCUGACUUCCUCUUCGCCUACUCCACGGUUCCAGGCUAUUACUCAUGGAGGAGCCCGGGAAGAGGUUCAUGGUUUGUGCAGGCCCUUUGUUCCGUCCUGGAUGAGCAUGGCAAAGACCUGGAGAUCAUGCAGAUCCUCACCAGGGUGAACAACAGGGUGGCCAGGCACUUUGAGUCCCGGUCUGAUGACCCCCGCUUUGAUGAGAAGAAGCAGAUUCCUUGUGUGGUCACCAUGCUCACCAAAGAACUCUACUUCUGCCAGUGACCCGCCUUCUAUCCAAGGAGCUACAGAUCGGUUGUUGACAAGUCAGAUUAUUAUUAAUGUUUAUUAUUUUGAUGUGUUUGAAAGAUUCAGAAAUGUUACGAGAUUUUACUUUCAGGAAAUUUUAUUGAUUCAGCAGGGAAGAAACUCUAGGGAUUUCCAGAACCCUUGGAGUUUUCAGACUUUCUUUGUUUUCACUCUGUUGCUCAUUUGUUGACUUUGUAAUUUGCUCUUAAGAUUAAUUUCCUGUUGGUAUUUCUUUCUCCUUGUCAUCACACCUAGUUGGCAUGCUGUAAAGAUGACUCUAGGGGAAGACUGUGGGCUGUGUCUCCUGUCACUGGUGGGGAAAUCUGUGGAGAGUUAGGGUCCUAUCCCUGGCAAAGAAAAUCUCAGUUUGUUUGGGUAUUUUUAAGAAAAAAAAAUCACAGAACAGCUAAAGGGAUAUUCAUUGGCCUAUAUUGUG
Dipodomys ordii (Ord's kangaroo rat) is the source of this 1480-nucleotide messenger RNA. RefSeq names its product caspase 7, apoptosis-related cysteine peptidase (gene Casp7). The coding region runs from base 103 to 1020 and encodes 305 amino acids. Lineage: Eukaryota; Metazoa; Chordata; Mammalia; Rodentia; Heteromyidae. Gene Ontology annotation, cellular component: cytoplasm. Gene Ontology annotation, biological process: proteolysis; apoptotic process. The transcript has 7 exons. The record is from RefSeq and is a predicted model, not a curated record.